This is a messenger RNA of Acanthosepion pharaonis, 741 nucleotides long. The record is from the annotation of a GenBank genome assembly. Lineage: Eukaryota; Metazoa; Mollusca; Cephalopoda; Sepiida; Sepiidae.
AUGUUCGUUCUCAUCUCUUCCCGGGCGUGGGAAUAUGCAGGAAAGUGGGUGACUGUCACAACUUCCUCAUCUCUCUCCAUUAUCUAUCCUAGUCUCUUCAUUAUUUAUCUAUCUAUCUCAAUAUAUCCAUAUCUAUCUAUCUAUAUCAAUCGGAUUAUUCUUAUCUAUCAAUCUAUCUUACUCUGUGCAUUAUCUAUCUAUCUAUCUAUCUAUCUAUCUAUCUAUCUAUCUAUCUAUCUAUCUAUCGUAGCCUCUUCAUUAUCUAUCUAUCUAUCUAUCUAUCUAUCUAUCUAUCUAUCUAUCUAUCUAUCUAUCUCAGUCUAUCCAUAUCUAGAUAUAUCAAUUGGACUAUUCUUAUCUAUAAUUCUAUCUUACUCUGUGCAUUAUCUAUCUAUCUAUCUAUCUAUCUAUCUAUCUAUCUAUCUAUCUAUCUAUCUAUCAUCUGUCCAUAUCUCCCACUCUCUCCCUCCCUCUGUCUGUCUGUAUGUCUCUCUCUGUCUCUCUGACUCUGUCUCUGUCUCUGUCUCUAUCUCUAUCUAUCUAUCUAUCUAUCUAUCUAUCUAUCUAUCUAUCUAUCUGUCAUAUUUUAAUGAUACAACGAGCGUGUCUGUCGAACGAGCGAAUGUCCACUCUCACUUUUGCUGCAGAAACCUCGCCAUGCACAAAACAGUGGUCAGUCGAACGCCGCCUCCGCCCUCACUAGUAGCCGUUGCCACCGCCACCGCUGCUGCUGCUGCUUGA